This is a messenger RNA of Metopolophium dirhodum (rose-grain aphid), 1176 nucleotides long. It is a transcript of the gene CRIF, whose product is annotated as large ribosomal subunit protein mL64. NCBI's taxonomy places the organism in Eukaryota, Metazoa, Arthropoda, Insecta, Hemiptera, Aphididae. Gene Ontology annotation, cellular component: nucleus. The record is from RefSeq and is a predicted model, not a curated record. Bases 107 to 847 code for a protein of 246 amino acids. The transcript has a single exon.
AUAUAAAUUUCAUGCACGAUUAAAGAUUUAAGUCUACAACAUAUUAUAAAUUUAAGGUUGCAGGCAGUUGAUGAGUUGAAUCUUAAAUCGUAGUUUAUUAUUUAUAAUGUCAAUCAUAUCGUUUAAAGGAUUUAGUUAUGUUGGUAAAUUUGUUAAAGUACCGAUUGUUCAGUGUUUUUUAGCACGAAAUGCAUCGAUUAAAAAUCAAGUACAAGACGUUGAUGUUGUCACAACCACCGCGGAGAAAACUUUGUCGGAAGAAGAAGUGAAAGCAAUAUGUGACAAAUCUCGCUUAAACCAUGGACAUCGCAAUAUGGUGAAUGGUCGUCUACCUUAUGACAAGCCCGUGCAUAGAUACCACAACACAGUAAAAUACAAAAGAAAAAUGUAUGGCCGUUAUGGUGAGGCCAGUAAUGUUUCGCCGGGCUUAGCAUGGCCAACAGCCGAAGACUUGGAGGAUAUAAGAGAGUAUGAAAGUUUAGCCUAUCCAUUGACCAUUCAAGAGAUGCAAAAAAAUGCAUUAGAGCUUAUAGAAAGUGAACGUCAAGAAAUUCAAACAAAUCAACAGAGAAUUGAUGACAAUAUGAAAAAAUUAAACGGUUGGUUAAAAGAAGUGAAAGAAAAGUCUGCAAAAAAAUUAUUCGAGGCACAACAAGCUAAAGAAAAGAAAGAAAAACUCAUUGAAGAAGUGAAAAAACAUUUUGGUUACAAGAUAGAUCCAAAAGAUGACAGAUUUAAAGAAAUGCUGGUCAAGAGAGAAAAAGAAGAGAAGAAGAAAGUUAGAGAAGAAAAGAAAAAAGUCCGUGAAGAAAAACUCCUUAAUUAUUUAGACUCAAAAACAAAAUAGAUAAUAGGUAGUUAUAAAAAAAUUAUUUUUGAAUAUUAUUAAUGUAAAAAUAAAUAUAUAUAUGUAUGAAUUAAAUAAGAAAUAUUGUUUUUAUUCUUUUUAAUAAUUUGCAACAUUAAUUAAUGUACUCAGAGAUAGGCCUAGCGCCUAGGUUCAAAAUGUAAGACAUAGUCGGUUAUGAUUAUGUUAUUACUUAUAAGAAAUGUUAUGAACUUGUAAACAAAUUAAUACAUAAUCAUGUAAGUAUUAAUAAUUAUAUAUUUAUAACCAUCUACAAUUAAACAAUAUAGGUCUUUAUUUCUACAACAUAAUAAAAAUAUUCAAUCCAA